Molecule: messenger RNA, 3754 nt
Organism: Brassica rapa (field mustard)
Lineage: Eukaryota; Viridiplantae; Streptophyta; Magnoliopsida; Brassicales; Brassicaceae
Source: RefSeq, a predicted model, not a curated record
UUACAUUUAUCAUUUACUCGCUAGUUACUAUUGCUAUUUUAUUUAAAACAUUACAACCUUUAGAAUUAAUAAACACUAGAUUUAAUUGUUCCCUAGCUCCUUGUGGAUUCGAUCCCUAAGUACUACAUCUGAACCUCUUUUGAUGAGAGUAACACUCCUCAGGGUAAUUUGAGUGGUAUCGCUCGGUCUCGGCGCUUGUUAACGAGGUCGAGAUCGUCUAAGAGCAUGGCGUUAUUAAGCUCUUCUCGUUUGGGUAGCAAUCUUCUUCGAACACCGGGGAAAUUGACUUCUGCGGGAAUCAUGCAUUCCGUUCCGUAUACGAGAGCGAAAGGCGUAUCUCCCGUUGCUCGCCUUGGGGUGGUGCAAUGGGACCAGAGGAAUCCCUCGAGUUCGUUGGCCCACCUGCCUUUUUAGCCUCAAGGCGUUUUUAAGUCCGUCAAGAAUAGUCUUAUUGAUCGUUUUGGCUUGUCCGUUCCAUUGUGGAUACCUGGGGGUUGAUUCUUUCAUCCAGUGAGGAUCCUACUGAGGAGUAUGAUGAGGAUUACUGGAAGGAAAGAGCUACAGAGAUUGCUACGCAGGAUGAAAGAUAUUCAACCCAUUCCUUCAACAACACGCCUACACCAUCGAUCGACAUCAUCUACUCAGCAUCGGCCGAUUCCCACCCUCAUCCGGCAAAACGAUCAUCUGAAUCGAUCGAUACCGCACCUGGUACAUCGAUCGAUAUUAAAGUCACCGCCUCAGAAAAGGAAAAAGGAAAACAGAAGGAGUUUUGCACUCAAGAGUACUUCUCACUAAACAGAAGCAUAAAAGAUGAAUGCUCCCAUACACCAAUCGGAAGGAACAUCCAGGAGAAGCAUUCGAUCCAAAAUCCCUUAUUCAGCAGACAAACGUCUACCAUCGAUCGAUACCUCAAUAUCAACAUCGAUCAAUUAUCAUUCUAAACCUAAACUUUCUUUAUCUACUAAGAAUAUGAGUAUUGAUUACGACUUUCUAUUGCCUUAUGAAUUUGGUAUUUUCAGGGACCAAGAUGGCUAUGCAAGAGCUAUGGAUGGAAGGAUUCUACAAGUAUCUAGAGAGGACAUAGCAAAUAUUGUUCAGUUGGCCAAUGGAAUAGACAACUUGUUUACGCAACAACGCAGCAUCCCAGACAACAAUCCAACUGUUCCAGACGAAUAUCCAGAGGCUACAAUAACAAGAAUUGGUUCACACCAAACGUGCAAACCUGUUAGCCAUGCAUCGAUCGACGAGGUUGCUUCUACAUCGCUCGACAGGGUAACACCAACGUUGCUCGAUAAAGCAUCUUCACCAUCGAUCGAUAGACGGUAUGAAUGUGGACGUCGCGCUUAUGACAGCUAUGAAGCCAGAAAGUUCAGAUGGGAACCGAAAGACGAAUAUGGAGUCUUUAGUGACAAGUCUGGACAUGCAAGGAGCACAGCUGGUCAUAUGAUUCAUGUUACCAAGGAUGACAUCAGGAAAAUUUUGGAGAGAGCAUCCCUAUUUGGAGAGGGUCACAUAUGUCUUCCAGAACAUGCCACUUCUUUCACACCUACAACACUGGCACCAGAGAUCUACACCAAGGAUGAAAUCAGUGAGAUGGUGACUGGUAUUUGUGGAACUCAGGAAAAGCUUGGAGAAGAACUCAAGACAUUGGUAGAUAACACUUAUCAGCCUUUGGACAGAGUUACAAUCAGCUUUUCAGAUGUAUGGCAGAGCUGAGGACAAAGAUUGAGAGUAUGCACCACAACCUUGAGAAAGAAGCUACGACAUCAAUAUCGCCAACAAAUCAACAUUGAUCGACGUCAAGCCACAUACAUCCCAGAUUCCUGUAGAACCGAGUUUGGAAGAGAAGAAGGAUUAAUGGGAGAUCGCAUACAUCAACACUAGGAUUUACGAUGUUUACAACCCUCUCAACAACAACGUAGACUGGUUGAGCACGAGAAUUGAUUUGCUACAACAAGAACUGGACACCAUUUGUAUGAAUGAUCCACAACCAGCCACAUCGAUCGAUAUCUGCAACAUGACAUCGAUCGACACAAGGUUCGCAGCAAUGGAGGAUAGGUUGAAAUCAUAUGAGGAUAUGCACGACCAUUUCACCUCACUUAUCAUGCGCUACUUGGACACCUUGUCUACACAUAUGAUGAAUGUCUAGAAGGACAUUGGUAAGCUUAAUGAUCAAUAUAACUUUCAGGAAGAAGGUUCAACAUCGAUUUAUAGGUUCCGCAAAACAUCGCUCGACGACAAGAAACCUACAGAACAUCUUCCCUACACAGCAGACACAGUUGAUCAGAUCACAUCAAAGCUUUACAAUGCUAUAGACACCUUGGAGGACCGACUUGAGAAGCGGUGUGAUGACAUCUACUUUCCAUUCGACGUCAAAAUCAGUGGACUAGAUAACCAAGCAGAAUGGCUACAUAAGGAAGUCAAAGCCAUUCAAAAGGCAACUCACAUCUCAACACCAGAUAUCAGCAUCGAUCGACGGAGCACACUCCAAAUCGAUCGACAGUGCUACACCAGCAACGAUCGAUAGACACUUGAUCGCAUCGAUCGAUACCAGACGACGCGCAGCUGAUACCAAACCACAUAGAGACAAUGCAUGAGCAACUGAACGAGCUAUCAGAAUACGCCUACAACAAGAUAAGCUGGUAUCAGUUCAGCAUUGAAGACAUCCUAGAAAGGCUAAAGAACAUCUCAAAUGCAGUACAAAAAAUGGAUGAGAGAUGAACCAGAAAUUAUGAGGCCACAAGAAGUUUCAUUGCAGCUUGGUCCAGAAUGUGCAGAGAUGAGGUGGAUGCUUGUUUCCCAACAAGUAGCUGUUUUUCCACCAACUAGCCACAUACCUCCAAAGUCAAGCUAAAUGACUAUAACAAAGCGCUGAGUGGGAUGCAACCCACUAUUAGGUAAUUUUAAUUAGUUUUCUUAGUUAUUGGUAUUUAUUUUCGUUUUUAUUAUUUCAAAUUUAUUGCAAGACCCAAGUAGGAUGAUUACCAACAUAUUAACUGUGGAUGAGACGUCGACAUCGAUCGACACACACACACACGACGAUCGAUGCAUACCUAUGCACAUCGAUCGAUUCCUACUCCGGUCAGGUUUAUCUUCCUAACUUGUUACAUUUGUACUUAUGAUUUAUUUCCACCAUAUCUCUGACUGUGUUACACUGGGACAAUGUAAUUUAAGUCUGGGGAGAGGUUUACUGAUAUGAUUUAUUCUGAUUCUUAUAAAAAGAUUUUUUUAUAGAUUAUGCUUAGCUAUGUGAAAGGGACUAUGAUUUUAUUACUUGAAUGUCUAACCACUCUUUACCACCAUUCUAGAUUUACUGAUUGCAAAUAGUACUAAGAUGCUAAAGUGAAUCAACCUGUCAACUAUACACACUUGCCUUGAUUGUUUGAAGGAACCAAAGCUGACCUCCAAUACUAAACCUGACAUAACCGCUUGUCUUGGGGCUUGGUAUAUAUGGGAUCGGAUUCUUCAGACAAGUCUGGAAGGUAAAACCUUAUGUAGAUUUAUUUAUCACAAUUUUCUCUCUCUAUUUCGACCCUAGAGUAGUUAGUAUUAGUUACUAGUUAUUAUUUUUUAAAAAAAUCCAAAAAUUAUUAUUUAAAUAGGACUUAGGAUUUAGUUAGGUGGAAUCUGAACAAGACUUGGUGGCUAUAACCAUUAAGGCUUACUUCAUAAAGAUUCCAAAUAAAGAAUUCGAACGGGACUUGGAGGCGGCAAUCUUCAAGGCUCGCUUCACAAAGAAUUCUUGGAUAUAUGU